This is a messenger RNA of Lingula anatina, 1536 nucleotides long. RefSeq names its product unconventional myosin-Ie. The record is from RefSeq and is a predicted model, not a curated record. NCBI's taxonomy places the organism in Eukaryota, Metazoa, Brachiopoda, Lingulata, Lingulida, Lingulidae. Gene Ontology annotation, molecular function: microfilament motor activity; ATP binding; actin filament binding. Gene Ontology annotation, cellular component: microvillus; plasma membrane; myosin complex. Gene Ontology annotation, biological process: actin filament organization; endocytosis.
UGACUGAACUGUGUGCAUACCAUGUUUCUUCAAUACAGAGAACAAAUGGAGCCAUGGUGAAACAAAGAGAAGAAAUAAACAUUGGCAUCCUUGACAUUUAUGGAUUUGAAAUCUUUCAAAAGAAUGGUUUUGAACAGUUUUGCAUCAACUAUGUCAAUGAAAAACUGCAGCAGAUUUUCAUAGAGUUGACUCUCAAGGCAGAGCAGGAGGAAUACAUCCAGGAAGGCAUAAAAUGGAAUUCCAUUGACUACUUCAACAACAAGAUAGUGUGUGAUCUCAUUGAGUCAAAGAGUCCCCCUGGUAUUAUGUGUGUACUGGAUGAUGUCUGUGCUACAUUGCAUGCUGUCAGUGAGGGAGCAGAUAUGAAGCUAUUACAGAAACUUCAAGCAGCAGUAGGAACACAUCAGCAUUACCAAGGCUCCAAUAUAGGAUUUGUCAUACACCACUAUGCUGGCAAGGUUUCCUAUGAUGCAGAAGGUUUCUGUGAGCGUAACAGAGAUGUCCUCUUCCCAGAUUUGAUACAGCUGAUGCAAAGCAGUGAAAAUGAAUUCAUUGCCAGUCUUUUCCCAGAGGAUGUUAGCUCUACCACACGUGGCCGUCCUACUACUGCAGGCAGUAAAAUCAGGACUCAGGCCAACCGUCUUGUAGAUACUUUGAUGAAGUGCACCCCACAUUAUAUAAGGUGUAUCAAACCAAAUGAAACCAAGAGAGCACAUGACUGGGAAGACAGCAGUGAACACACACAUAUACAUAAAGAUAUGAGCUUGGAGACUUUGUCAUAUACUAUUUUUGUUGUUUUCAUAAAGUUGUUCUUGCUGGAGGAAGUUAGGGAAAGAAAAUAUGAUGGCUAUGCUAGAACUAUCCAGAAGGCAUUCAGAAAAUACAAUGCCAGGAAAUUCUAUGUCAAACUCCGAGAACAGGCCUCAGAUCUGUUGCUUAAUAAAAAAGAGAGGAGACAAUACAGUCUCAAUCGCAACUUUGUGGGGGAUUACAUAGGGCUGGAUGACAACCCGGCCCUCAGAGCUCUGGUUGGCAAGAGAGAAAGGAUAGAGUUUGCCAAUACUGUGACCAAAUAUGAUAGGAGGUUCAAGACAGCCAAAAGAGAUUUGAUAGUAACAUCAAAAGGAGUUUACCUAGUAGGCAGAGAAAUGGUCAAGAAAGGGCCAGAGAAGGGCCAGCUGAAAGAGGUGGUCAAGCGGCCAUUGGAAAUGGAAAUGAUAACUGGAGUGGCACUGAGCACAAUGCAAGAUGACUUCUUUAUCAUCCAUGUUCAGAAUGAUUACAGCAGUUUACUAGAAUCAGUCUUUAAAACAGAGUUUCUGACUGCUUUGUCUAAAAAAUACAAGGAGAGGACACACAAAGAGUUGAAAGUAGAGUUUAGUGAUACGUUAGAAUUUCCUGUCAAAAAGGAAGGCUGGGGUGGUGGUGGAAAAAGGACUGUGAAGUUUGUGAAAGGAAAUGGCAAUGCUGCGCUGCUCAAACCCUCAGGGAAAGUUCUCACAGUAUCAAUUGGACAGGGACUUCCAAAGAACUCCA